GUGGUCGGAAUCUGCAGCUGGGAUGUGCUGUUCUGGGUCUUCUGCUGUGCAGAAGCUUAGUGUGUAGUUGUUUUAAGAGCAGGAAAGAACCGGCUGGUGGAGGAGGCAACGCAGAGCAAACCGCGACUCACUGUCCGGGCUCUGGCACAGCUGCUGAGGGGCCCUUGCUCAGCCCCGUGCGGCUGAUGGAGGGCAGGAGCCUCCCGUUCCCGGGCUAUAAAACCCGGGCGCGGCCCGAGGUGUGGCUGGCGUGAGCGGGGGAAGCUCCCUGGACCCAGAUUAGCUUUGCAGGAAACCUGUCACCAACAGCUUGUCACAUUGUACCUACCACCGAGAAAGCUCCAAGGAGAAGCUGAGGGCAAACAACAUCUUGAAGAAAGUCCAUGGGGACUGUACCUGAUCCUCUGAGAUCUGCCAAGCUUUCCCUGGUCACAGCUUCUGAGAAGGAGGACUGCCUGGGAGACUUGCAGUCUGCUAAGCACCAGCCCAAACUACCCAGUGAAGAGAGGGCCAGCAAUGGCUUCCCAUUUAUCCCACCUGACUCUGCUGGAGUUUGCUUGUUUGACCUGAAACAUACAGCGGCUGCCAGUGUGCCAAGGUGUGUCUACAAGGACAAUGCUAGCCACCAGGAAGCCUUUCCUCCUGGGCUCAGCAGCAAAGCUUCUGAGGAGUGUUCUGCAGCUGUAGAUUCUGCUGAUUCCUCCUGCCCAGCAGGCAGCGAAGGACUAGCAGCACCAGCCCUAACCACAGUAGGAGCUCCCUUGGGGGGGCAGGGGCCAGAGAUGAUGCCAGCCCCACAGAGCUCCCAGCAGUUUGUGCAAGGCAGCCAGGCAAAAACAGGCUCCCUGACACAAAUGGAUGACUCUGCCUUGAAACCUCAGGGGACUGAUGAUCAGCCGGCACUUGAGGUGUUAAAUUAUUCUUCCCUGGGCCACCCUAUCAGGGGUAAUGAGUCCUGUUGUACUUCUCAGGCAAACCUUCUGCAAAGAGGGGAAAAAGACAGGGGAACAGCAACUGGUUCUGCUGUGUGUCAGACUGCCUCGCCAGCAAGGCACACCAAAGCUGACCUGGGAAGAGACCCACAAACCACUCUGGAGGCAAUAAGUGGGGCUGCAGAUACUGCACAGAUGCAUCUCACAGAUAAAACUGAAGUGGUGCAGGGCAGCAAGGCACCAGUCCAAUCUAGCCAUGGGAGUCCACAUCCCAUAGACAACACAGUCACUGAGCCAGGAAGUCCAGGCCCCACUCAGCUCUCCAAAUACAGAGAAAUGGGUACAAUGACAGUUCAGCCAGAGAGCAACUUUUUAACUGAGGAAGCAGUAAGCAGGACUUGGCGAGAUGCUGAGGUUCAGGCUGUGGCUACCGUGGAGAGCAAAUCGGCCUCCACCAGUCCCAGCAUCCUUGCAGCCUUCUUAAAAGGGAAUCCACCUCCAGAAGAGAAGGAAGAACUGCACAUAAUUUACCAUGGAGGAACAGGGCUGAGCCAAUCUGCAAUUACUGACAGUUUAUCCUCAAAACAAAAGUCCCCAUGUUCUCCUGGUAUCGUGUCAGAAUCAGCUGUUGUGGUGGCUGUGACUGCUCCAGCCCAAACUCAGCCUGUGCAACUGCCUGGUUUCCUAUCUGAUGUGGUGCCUCCAGCAUCAGCAGUUAAUGCAAAACUUGUUCCCUCCUCCUCCUCUGCAGCCCUUAUCUCCCAAGGGACAUCAGUGUGUGAUGCUGAAAUAGUUGGUACAGCCUGUGGUGGCAAGGAUGCUGCUCAGCUGCCAAUGGAUGCUCAAGUCCCCCCAAAGCCCAUCCCUGAGAAGCUUGCAGUUGGCUCCAAUAAUCAAACUCCAGCACAAACUGAGUCUGGCACUGGUGAACCAAGCACCACUUCUGCUGCCACUGUCCCAGGAACGAAGAACAACUUGCGAGAUCUUGUCCAUGACACGGGAAGCAGCUGCUUACCUUUACGCAAUAGCACAGACAGUGAGGUCAAGCAGAAGGAGGUCCUGGGCAGUUCUGAUCAAAAGCCUGCACAAAGUAAGGGUACAAGUCAAGGGGAGACCAUUCCUAACACAUCUGUGGUGAAACCAAAGGAAGAAAAUUCUGUGGUGCUUGAUGCUAAAGGAGGGAUGAGUGCUAGCUACCCUGUCACUGUCUGCAUAGAGGCAUGCUCGGAGGAUGCAGGUGAAAAGGAGAGCAGAGGCCAGGGAGACACUGGCCAGGCUCAGAUGGCCAGAGGCCAGAGCCUGCAGGCAGGACUAAUGCCUGAGUUGAGGUUGAGUUCUGCACGUCUCACCCCUCCCUUGGAGGCAUCAGCAGCUCCCCAGCAGCAAGGCCUCCAGGCCAAGGAGUCCAGACGUGAGCUCCAGACAGCAGUUCUUCCUACUUCAGCUCAGGCUUUGCCAAACGUGGGGGAAAACAAAAAGGUCCCCACCCCAGCCAUGGAGGCAAAAGUGCAGAUGAAGCAGUCCAAACACGUCAGGGAUGUUAUUUGGGACGAGCAGGGCAUGACAUGGGAGGUUUAUGGUGCUUCCCUUGAUCCAGAAUCCCUGGGAAUUGCCAUCCAGAACCACUUACAGAGACAAAUACGGGAACAUGAGAAACUGAUUCGGGCCCAGAACAGUCAGUCCCGGAAAUCCAUUUCCUCAGACACGUCCUCAAACAAAAAACUGAAAGGCAGGCAGCACAACAUGUUCCAGGCCAUGCUGCAGAACCUCAGGCGGCCAAAUUGCUGCGUCCGACCCGCUCCCUCUUCUGUGUUAGACUGACAUGGUUUGCAGGGGUGUGUAGAUGUCUGUGCUGGUAGAGAGAAUCCCUCCCCUCAAGUCUUGAGUCCUGCUGUUCAGUUGUGUUAUUGGGGUUGUGAUGCAGCAACAGUGGAAAAUUAUUCCCCUUUGUUUUCCGAGUAGCCACACGCUCCAUUGCGCAGUUAUUAUUGCCACAGCUGGUGUAUUUCCACAUGCUGACCCCAUCCCCACUACUGUCCAGAUGAAAAGCUAGGUACUUAGCAAAAGCACAAAUUGAAAUUACCACCUUGCUGCAAGGGAGAGCAGCACCUUCUGACAAAUCAAGAAGCAGAGAAAUUGUCAGAAUUAUUAUGGGAAAUCAUUUGUGUGCAUCACAAGGUCUUGCACAAAGGGGCAGGCUAGAGGAAGAGGGGUGAGGUGAAACUAAGAUUCUACAGCUAUAAAGACCUAACACAAGACAAGUGACCUAGUGUGUAAAUUGCCCAACAGAGAGACAAGUCUGUGUAAAGAAUACAGGCAGUGAUAACUGAGCAGUCCAACUUCUGCUGAUCCUUUGGGGAGCUGUUGUCACGCAAGCCCCAGAGAUCCAGGUCUUCUCCCACUGAAAUGGAGAAUCAGAGAAAGCGUGAGGAUGAAGGCUGAAGGAUGCUCUCUCUGGGAGAAGUUAAGUCAUUGGCUAGAAGGGAGGGUGAGAAAGGGAUGCAUUCUGUGGGCUUUUUCUCCCCUGCAUCAGCCACACUUAAGGUAUAAGCAGGCAAUGAACGAAGGGCAGGUGAGGCACGUGAGAGCACAUUGGUAGAUGUAACUGCAGCCAGCAGGAUGGUGCCCUCACCCGUGGUGUGGCAUUCCAGCCAAGUCUUUCAAAAGCAGCGAGCUGUCUAGCUCCUCCUCAGCCAGGGUGGGCAGCCCAUGCUCCCAGCCUCCCACAGCACUGAGCACCUCUCCUCUAUAUCACUCUUUAAAGUGAUGUGAAUCAUUUUUCUCUCUCCAGAGAUGCACAGCAAUGUGUUCCCGUAGGAGCAGACUAUCCUGUGCACCUGGGUCCGUGAGCCCAGAUGACUGCUGUCUUACACUGAUGUUUCCCUUCAAAGUCCUUAGCCAGCUCUACUUUUUUGCAGUAUUUUGGUGCUUUUCCUGCUGCCUUUCAGAAACGACUACCAUUUAUUUAGCCUGUGUGUAUUUUGUUCCACUUAAUGCUCUCUAUAUAACAAACCAUUCAGUUGUUAACUUGAAACAUUUAUUUUACCGAAGCACUGAAAUCUUGAGACAAUCUUUGCUGUAUUUCUAAUGUUAGAAAAGUUGUAGAAACUGCUAAUAAAGGGUAGCUUAGUGACUGUUUCUCCAGAAGUGUGAUAUACAAUAAUGUCUUAAAUGUAUGUUGGUCACAUUUCUCAUCUUAAUAAUAUUUUUCAACCUGGGAGAUGAGUUUCCCACUGUCUGUUUACUAGAGCUCAUGAUGGGAGGCUGAAGAACUGCAGCUUGUAGAAAAUUCAGUUUUCAGUCCUGUGGAGCACUGAGGAUUUGGGUGUUGUCAUCCUGCAGAGUACUAGAGUUACG
Dryobates pubescens (Downy woodpecker) is the source of this 4289-nucleotide messenger RNA. RefSeq names its product GPRIN family member 3 (gene GPRIN3). Gene Ontology annotation, cellular component: plasma membrane. Gene Ontology annotation, biological process: neuron projection development. The transcript is spliced from 2 exons. Bases 384 to 2753 code for a protein of 789 amino acids. Lineage: Eukaryota; Metazoa; Chordata; Aves; Piciformes; Picidae. The record is from RefSeq and is a predicted model, not a curated record.